This is a messenger RNA of Anopheles moucheti, 1061 nucleotides long. Its product is annotated as metaxin-2. The record is from RefSeq and is a predicted model, not a curated record. Gene Ontology annotation, cellular component: SAM complex. The coding region runs from base 98 to 910 and encodes 270 amino acids. Gene Ontology annotation, biological process: mitochondrion organization. The transcript has 3 exons. Lineage: Eukaryota; Metazoa; Arthropoda; Insecta; Diptera; Culicidae.
CGGAUAACUUUACAUAACGAGUAGAUUGUUGUUCAUUUCACAUUUAUUCUCUGUCGUAUCGGUCAAGUGCUAAACUACACCCUGAUUCAAACAAGCGAUGGCAUCGACAAUAGCAAACUUUUACAACAGAACGACAACUGCUGACAUGAAGGAUUGGCCACGCAAUGCCGUUUUGUACCAGCCGUAUGAAGAGGAACAGAUACUGCUGGCAGAAAAUGCUAGCUGUCUAGCGGUUCGAACCUAUCUAAAAAUGCUGGAGCUUCCUGUGGCGGUGGAGCAACGGGCCAAUGCCGAAUUUAUCUCGCCAGGUGGCCGGCGAACAAAGCUGCCCGUGCUGCGGGUGGAAAACUUCAUAUACGCCGAGUUUGAUCACAUCGUCACGUUUGUGGAGCAAAAUUUUAACAAAUCACUCAGUGUAGACCUCUCAUCGGAAGAUAAAGAUUUGAUGCGUUCGCUCAUCUGCCUGGCGGAGCAUAUGCUUACCAAUGCCGAGCAGUACAUUAGCUGGGUGGAUGCGGAUGUGCGCGACACGGUGACCAAACAACGCAAUGGGUGCGUGUUUCCGUUUCCGCUGAAUUAUGUGCAGAAUUGGCGCAAGGAAAGUGCCGUAAAGAAACAGCUUCGGAUGGCGGAUUAUCUGAACGUGAACUUGGAUAAGGUCAUUGCGGAUGUGGACCACCUGUGUCAGGAUUUGAGCAACCGAUUGGGCGAUAAUCUGUAUUUCUUCGGUGAAAAGCCUACGGAAUUGGAUGCGCUCGUGUUUGGUCACCUGUACAGUAUUUUUACCAUGAAGCUGCCUAACAACGUGCUUGCCCAAACAAUCAACAAGCACAGUAAUUUGAAAACAUUUUGCUCGCACAUCGACUUGAAUUACUUUACGGCGAUAGAAAAGGGCAAAAUGAUGAAAUAAUCUCGGGGGUGUUAUCCUGUUUGAAAAUAUAUAUAUAUAUGUGAGAUGUAUUCAGAAUGUACCGCGUAGACACUCAAUUUGAACUUUUUUAAUUAAAUUCGUAACGUCUUCUACAUAUCUGUUUCGGUUAGUUCCCGCUGCCGCUUUAGUA